Cyprinus carpio (common carp) is the source of this 5164-nucleotide messenger RNA. Its product is annotated as unconventional myosin-X-like. The record is from RefSeq and is a predicted model, not a curated record. NCBI's taxonomy places the organism in Eukaryota, Metazoa, Chordata, Actinopteri, Cypriniformes, Cyprinidae. Gene Ontology annotation, biological process: signal transduction. Gene Ontology annotation, cellular component: cytoskeleton.
ACGCUUCUCAAAGAGCCUGCAUGCUCAUGUCCCGCUCCCGCAGAAUCAGAGACGCGACAGAAGCCGAUAAGAAGCGUUGUAUUAGCGCCUCUCCUUUUGAAAGUAGCUGUGGGAUAAAACAUAUUUUAUCAUAUCAGUUUUUCUCUAAAGUUGGACGACGUAUUUGGAUAUAUCCCGCGUGAUAAAACGCGGUAUUGUCAGUUGUCCCAAACGAAAUCGAGGAGUUUAUUCAGUCGGAUCAGCCCGUUUCCUGCGAUUAGACAGACUCCAUCUGUCCCAUCUGCACGACAUCACUGCACUAUUACGGAUAGAAACUGGACGACACGCCGUGAUUUGAAUGCCUUUGCAGGGACUUUGCUGGCUUGUGUGCUGCAGACAAGGCUUCAGUUUGCUGGCUCGGGAUCAUGGGGAGAAAGAGGAGGAAGAGUCUUUUGAGUUACGCAAUCAGGACGAGCACACACACACGGGACGGGGGCAACUAGAGGUCACUCUGUCUCAGCCCACUCGUACAGCCAACGGCACACCCUGUCUGUCAGGAGUUCCUGAGGAGAAGAGAAGUCUCAUCACACUGAAGAGCAAGAUGACGAUGGAUGAAGACCCUGAGGUGCUUGUGAAGGGCUGGCUCCUGCGGGAGGUGCAGGGAGGUUGGCUCCGGCAGAGGAGGUUCUGGUUUGUGCUGACAACAGACUCUCUUGACUACUACAGCGGCCCGGAAAGAGAUGCUCGCAGACAGGGCACGCUUGUACUCACAUCCCUCUGUUCAGUGCUGUGGCCGGAUAAACACACCUACAAACAGACAGGUUACUGGAGUCUGACAGUGUAUGGCCGCAAACAUUGCUACAGACUCUUCACAAAGCACUACAAUGAGGCGGUGCACUGGGCAUGUGCUGUACAGAAAGUCAUAGACAGCAAAGCGCCGGUUGAGACGCCAACACAGCUCCUCAUACGAGACAUUGAGGAGAAUAAAUUUAAUCCAGAAGUUGUAGAACACAUCUAUGAACAUAAUCCCAUCCUGAGGUACACCCAGAGCCCCCUUUACGCCCCACUGCUGCCUUUCCCCUAUGGCAGCCUCCACCACACACAUAUGGCAGGUAAAGGCUACAUGUCCAUCCGUGAAGAGGCGGUGAGGCUUUUUAACUGCCUCCAGCAGUUGGAGUCGGCCCGCGAGCCCAUUCCUCUCAUACAGGGGAUCCUCCAGACCUGCCUCGACCUCCGGCCGCUCCGAGAUGAACUCUACUGCCAGCUUAUCAAACAGACCAGCGUCACCAACUCACAUGUCCAGACGCAGACGCAGACACAGCCGAAUCCGCAGCUCAGAUACUGGCAGCUUCUCACCUGCAUGAGCUGCACCUUCCUGCCCAGCUGCAGCAUACUCAGAUACCUACGCUUUCACCUGAAGAGGGUUCAGAGUUUGAGUGUGGACCCGGAGGUGGAGAGCUACGCGUCCUUCAUAGCCCAGGCUCUGGAGAAGACGCGCGGCCGUGAGUGUGUGCCCUCGUGGGAGGAGAUCCAGGGGCUGAUGGGAAGGCAGGAGAUACUGUGUACUGUGCACUACCCUGGACCGGGCUGCUGCCAGAUACCGAUCACCUCGCACACCACGGCUAAUGAGGUCGUGAGGCAGAUGGCGGAACGCCUCGGACUGCAGGACAGCCGAAACACAUUUGCUCUUUUUGAGCAGAACUCGUGCUGGGAAAAAGCUAUCGGAGGCAGCACCAUAAUCGCAGAUGUCAUCACCAGAUUUGAAAAUUUGUCAGCUAAAGAUCCCGACUCUGACUGCCAGUGCCGACUCUGCUUUAAACUGUAUUGUCUGCUGGACACCGACAGCAUCAGUACAGACAACAUUGAGUACCUCUUCCUGUAUGAGCAGUGUCAUGAGAUGGUGGUUCGUGGGCAACUGCCAGCCUGUGAGGAUGACCUUCUUUCCCUGGCAGCAUUGAGACUGCAGUGUCUUCUGGGAGAUUUCAGCGCCCUCUCGCCGUACCCGCCCUUGGAGCAGCUCUUUCCGGCUGAAGUGGUGGAGGCCCGGGCCCUACUGGCCCCUGUCGAUCCCCCUGGUUGUCCGUCAUUCCCUGGGGGUCUGCUGGCUGGGACGCUGUGGGGACACAAGCGGCGUCAGGAACAGGACCAAAGACUGCGGGCCAGACUAAGGGAAGAGGGAGCCGUGGUGAUGUCAGCCAUUUUGGAGCGCUGGAAAGCCCUGGCGGGAUACAGUCGCAGAGACAGCAUGGCCGCCUAUCUCACCAUCGCCCAGCAGUGGUCAGGGUUUGGCUGCACGCUCUAUGAAGUGGACUUUUACAUUAGCUCGACAGGAAGCUUCUCUCAGAAGUUGUGGCUGGGCGUGGCGGCUUCCUGUGUGUCUCUGUAUCGUCAGGGUGAGGCUGAAGCGUUGGAGUCUCUGCCGAUUGGUCAGAUCUGUUCCUAUGGCGUCUCUGAUAGCAACACAUUCAGGAUCACUGCGGGAGACAGAGAUCUGCUCUUCGAGACCUCCAAGCUGACUGAGAUCAUGCAGCUGAUGAAUGCUUACUUCAGUGCCACCCGUCGCCAGCUAGGCAAGGAUGACUGCAUCUCCAUGGAGACAAACCCUAAGCUCCACCCCUCCCUACUUGAGCUCCCCUCUCACCCGGUGUGAAGAGAGAAUGACUCGCGCGCGCGCGCGCACACACACACACACGUGCAUAUGCAGUCCUGACCGAUUGCUUCCCUGUGAGGAGCUUUUGCAAAGAGGACGAACUCAGAUGAGACUGAAAGGAGCAGAUGCUGUGGAAAUGGAGGAGGAGUGGAAGGUGUCCAGGAGCCACAAACAGGAGAGCAGGUUCAGGAACUCACUUGCUACACCGCCAGCCAAAUCCAGGACACGGGGCCCUAAACCGGCCCCUGCUACCUGGAAGCCCGCCAAAUAUCACAGAGAGCAUAAUAGCCUGACUUCAGAGAGCAAAAAUUGUUUUCUUUAGCAGUAUUUUUGCCUUGUUUUUUAAAUAUUUAAACAUCCUUAAAACAACAUUAAUUUAUUUUUUUAAUUGCUUUGAAAAAUGUAAAUACGUUUAAUUUUCCUAUAAUUCAUCAAGUAUUAAGACUAACUUUUCAAGGAAGUUUCUUUUUCUUAUUUUGCAUCUCAUGUAAAUUUACCUUGUUUAAAGGAUGUUUCUGUUUAUUUUUUUUUUUAAUUGGAAAACAUGACAAAAAUACUUGAUUAUUUUUUUUCUUUGCAGCGAUUUCUUUGUAUUUCACUAAAGGAAGACAACACAAACACGCUGCCACUGCACUCACACACAAACACUCGCUCAGCUUUGAACGUUCCUUUCCUGACUCCUGCCUGGAUUGCCAUUAAACUCAUUCAUCAAACCGUACCUGACCUUGAAAUGAAAACAGGUGCAAGUCACUUUCACGUCGACCUUCAGAACUCUCCAAUACUGAAGUGACGGUGCUGCGUGUGUGUGUGAGAGACAGAUUUGAACAUUUUAAGCUGUAGAAACCAAAGGAUCUUUAGCUCGUCUCUAUGAUGUGAGUGUAUUUGUGAAAUGCUUUGAGCCCGACCUGGUGCUGCUUGACUGCUGUUAGCUUACAGUCUCUUAACUCUGCACUGUGCGUCCUGUAGCCACAACAGCCUCAGAUCUUUAGAUCCGGUUAAAACCAACUAACUUCAACACCUGUUUGCAACCUGUUACCUGUGAAGGUAAAUGACAUUGACAUUUGUUUUAAAAAAUGAAUACAAAUUUUGGUUCAAACCAAGCUUCCCAGACCUCUCAAACACUGAAGAUAGACAAAUAAUCAACACUAUUGAUAUGCAACAUUGUCAUGUACCCUAAAGAUAGUACAUUUCCAUUUAAGGGAUAGUUUACCCAAAAAUGAAAAUGUAGUUAUCAGUUACUAACCCUUCUUUCAUAUUGCUGAACACAAAAGAUAUAUAUCUGAUAUUUUCAUAUUAUGAAAGGAAAUAAGGUCCAAAACAGCAUCACUUUGGACUCCAUUGACUUUCAUUGUAAAAAAAAAAAAAAAAAAAAAAAAAAAAAAAAUAUAUAUAUAUAUAUAUAUAUAUAUAUAUAUUAUAUAUAUAUAAAUAUAUAUAUAUAUUCUUCUGUGUUCCACACAAUAAAGAAAGUCAUACAGGUUUGGAACAUGAAAGUAUGUAAAUGAUGACCUUUGAGCAUAAAUUGUAGCCUCUGUCAGUUGUGCUUUAUGCCAGCUUUUUUUUUUUUUUUUAUCUGCUGAGAUAUUGUCCUCCUUUAAUGUGUUACUUUUCACUAGUUUUAUUUAUGGCUGUCUGUUGUAUACAUUGUGUGAAAGUGACUUUUGUUCUUUUUACUUUUGUUUUAUAUAUCUUUCAUAAAGACCUAUAUUUGUGUUUUAGUGCUUGCAUUGAAAUAAUUACAAAAGAGCAGAUGACGUCAUAGUUAAAAUAUGAUGUUUAUUUACUUUUCUGGUUCUUUGUCAUAUAUUUCCCCCGUCGCGAGAGGUCUACAUAUGGCAAGUAAUCCGUUUUUGUAUAUCCAGUAGGAUUAUUGACAUUUUGUAAUAAUUAAAAAAUGAAGAGUCAUUCACCCCUUUUAAAGUCACAUGGACCAAAUAUCUAGGGGUUGUGGGCUUUCCCCCCUUGUUUUCUUUUAUUUUCCCCCAUCAAAUGACUGCCAAACUAUUACAGAAGCAAUAAAACCUGCCCAGAUGUCCCGAGUAUGAGCCUAUUUUGAGCCUAAAGAGGAGCCACUAGUGCCUGUCAAACAGUCUGUACAAUCUUUAAUUCACUUUAAAUUUUUUGGUUGUGCACAUCUUUGCUCUAGGGCAGCUUGUCUGCCUGAAUACAAAUCUGAGAAAAGGUUACCAGCUACUUGAAAUUCAAAGGUGGAGGGCAAUCACAUCUUCAGUGUUGUUUAUUUUGGUUUUUGUCUUUUGCUCCUACAGCCCUUGUGACGGCAGUAGCAGUUGUUACGUGCUUUUGUGUUCUCUUCAUGUCACUCUUUAGCUGCAGGCAGCUCCGCCCACUGUCAUACAUGUAACAUGACUCGAAUGACAACCUCUGAUGCUUUAGAUGGUUUGUAUGCUGCAUGGUACCUUUAUGUUAUACGUGUAAUAGUCAAUUGCACUAUUGUUUGUACAGCUAACUUAAAUGUGCAAUAAUGCAAAAUGAUGAAUACUGUAUGUAAUAAAAAGCAGCACCAUUACAACAUCA